AUGUCGUCGCACUACCUGCAGUUUCAGGAAGUUGCCAUCGACCGGGUAGAGCAGGUCGAGGCCAAUAUGGGCUUCAAGGAGCGAAAGCACCACUCGUCGCAAGCGUUGGCCACAUCCAUGCCCCACGACAGGUCUCAGCUACAGGCUACGUUGAAGGCACGCAAGUCCACGCCCACGGACGCCAUUGAGCGGCUGCACGCCAAUGACCUGCCUCUCGACACAUUCCUGCGCAAGAACGACAAGCUGUGCCAGCCCGUGGUCAUCCAGGGUCGGCUGGACGAGCGGAAAGCGCUCCAGUGCUGGUCCCUCUACAACCUCGUGUCCAUCUACAGUGACGACGAGUUCGUCGUGUGCCGCGACCCGAAUCAGAACAUCGUAAUGGUGAAGAUGAAAUACUUCGCUUACUACCGCAAGAAUUAUCGGGACCCGUCGCCCUUCCAGAUCGCCGAGGACCUGGCAACCGGAGGCAAGAGGAGGCGGCGCGAAGACUACGACGUGCCGUUGUACAUCAAGGACGACAUCUUCAAGUACGCCAAGGAGUCCGACCUGCCGCUGGCUCGCCCUUUUAACUUGGGACCUGCUCUGUCCGGGGAAAGAAUCCAGACGAACCCGCUGCACUGCAACCUGUGGAGUGCUUUGGUGCAUGGCGCUCGGCGAUGGUGCCUGUUCCCACAGCACGUGUCGCAGUACCUGCUCUGCAACGAACACAGGGCGGCGCAAGGACUGUUGGAUCGAGACUGCUGUCACGUGGUUCGAGCGCAUUACCCGAACACGCAGUCUUCUCGUUGGCCGCGCUACUGCAAGCCGUUCGAGAUUCUGCAAGCCGUGGUGGAGGUUUUUUGUGUGCCGACCAGAUGGUGGUACAUGGUGAUCAACCUGGAGGUGUGUGUGGUGGUGUCGCACCACCAUUGCAGCGCGAACAAGCUCUCUCAGACAUGGCUCAAGCUGACACGCGGCAACAAAAAGUUGGAGCGGGCAUGGUUUGAGGCGCUGCGACGUCGACGUCCCGAACUUGCCGUGCUGGUGCCGCGGAAGGAGAAGCGGCGCUCGCUGGACAGUGACAGCAGCGCCACCUCACGCUCCAGCGACCAGGACGGCUCCGACAACGCCUAA
Messenger RNA from Rhipicephalus microplus (southern cattle tick), 1113 nucleotides. Its product is annotated as bifunctional arginine demethylase and lysyl-hydroxylase JMJD6. Gene Ontology annotation, molecular function: P-TEFb complex binding; histone H4R3 demethylase activity. Gene Ontology annotation, biological process: phagocytosis. Gene Ontology annotation, cellular component: nucleus; cytoplasm. Lineage: Eukaryota; Metazoa; Arthropoda; Arachnida; Ixodida; Ixodidae. The record is from RefSeq and is a predicted model, not a curated record.